This is a messenger RNA of Fulvia fulva, 495 nucleotides long. RefSeq lists its product as uncharacterized. The transcript has 2 exons. The record is from RefSeq and is a predicted model, not a curated record. Bases 1 to 495 code for a protein of 164 amino acids. Lineage: Eukaryota; Fungi; Ascomycota; Dothideomycetes; Mycosphaerellales; Mycosphaerellaceae.
AUGCCUCCAACUUCGCCUGGCCUCACCGAUUUGAUCGACCUUUACAUCUCACAUAGUCCUUCGCAGAGUAGAAGUGGUCAGUAUCACUCCAGUCUGAACACCUGGAAGACUAUCCAUUCUCUGCCUUCGACGAAUGGAACGACCUCACUGUCAGAGUACUGCAUCUAUACAGCAGUAGGAGAGAAGCUGAAUGUCUACGCCACCUUUCCUCCUGCAGCACAAGCCGGCGUGACGGAACUAGUCAUCGAGAUUUACAUGGAAGCCGGGCAUAUCGGGUCUAUGACAUUGACGGCAGACUACAAUCACGACCUUGUUUGGCAGGGGAAAGUGGCCGAUCCGGCGGAGGCUGUUAGUGCGAGGUCGCUUCCUCGCCAUGUGCAGUCGUUGCAGUCGAAGGGAGAUCUAGGCUUCAUAUACAUUGAGCCACAAGGAUUGGGGCAGAUGCGGACGCUGCUUCAUCUUCGUUCCGCUGACUAUGAUGAGCAAACGCCAUAG